AUGGCGACGGUUGAACUCUUCAUCUGUAACUCGGCAACAAAGUCUUGGCUGUACAUUCCUUGUCCAAAGGAGGUUCAAGAAAAGCCUUAUAAUGAUCUCAAGAUGGGGUUGUUGGAAUGUUCAAACUAUCGUGAUGACUACAUGGUGUUUCUCAUCGAUGGACAAGAUGAUUGGUUCUCAAAUUAUGCCUUCAAGUUUUACAAGCCUGAGGAUGGAGUGUGGGAAACAAAGGAAAAAAGCUUCUUUGUGGGUGGUAGGACCAUGAAGUUUAAAAUGCAUGUGCAUUGCAAUGGAGCCAUCCACUUCAUCUCAAAUUGCUUUCCUUAUCUUACUAAAAGGAGUUCUUUUUAUAGGCCUUAUAUAAUGUCCUACAAUCUUGAGAGUGGCACCUCAACGAUGCUGAGGGUGCCAAAAGAGGCUAUAAGGGGUUCUCAUCACUUGAAUUGUGUCAUUAGCAUUUUCAGUUGGGGAAAGGAUCAAUCCUCCAUUUGUUUGGUGAGGCUAAAAAAGUUUGUCUUUACCAUUUGGAUCUUGAAAGAUUAUUACUCAAACAAGUGGCUCAGAAUUCUCAAGAUAAGAACAAAAAGGAUGGAAUUGAGGGAGGAAAAUCCUAAAAUAACUGGAUUCACAGUUAUGAAUGGUUCUCUCUUAAUUUUAGCUACUAAAGCAAAGGUUUAUAGUUAUGGUUUGACUGAACAAAACUACACGAGGGUUGAUGAAAUAUGCCAACAUGGAUAUGAGUCAAAUGUUUGCUUUACUUCAUAUUCUAAUACUCUUCAUUCAUGUGGACUUGGGGCUACAAGUUUGCCUUGUUAA
Molecule: messenger RNA, 816 nt
Organism: Cajanus cajan (pigeon pea)
Lineage: Eukaryota; Viridiplantae; Streptophyta; Magnoliopsida; Fabales; Fabaceae
Source: RefSeq, a predicted model, not a curated record